Messenger RNA from Chara braunii, 2441 nucleotides. The record is from the annotation of a GenBank genome assembly. NCBI's taxonomy places the organism in Eukaryota, Viridiplantae, Streptophyta, Charophyceae, Charales, Characeae.
GCCGUCCACUGCUCAGCGGGUGCAGAGGUGGAUGGCAGACGAGGGCAUACGGGACACGAGAGCGCCCACGGGUGGCCAGAGAGCAGAUGGACGACGCUGAGAGGGACAACAUUCAGGACGCCCUCGAUGAGGAGGGCCGCGAGGGUGGGGUCAGGGAGGGGGGGGUGGCAGACGAGACAGACGAGGCAGUCAGAGAGCUUGAUCUGCCAGGGGAGGAGGUGGCGAUGACGUCGAGAGGCGUUGGUCGAGCGGGUCCCGCUCCUAGGGCGCCGCGACCUGAGUUGGACCGCGCGAGGAGGGAGAAGAGGGCAGUGGGGCAGGCUGCCAUGGAGGUGCCAGACACGGGCAGGGAGAAGAGGGCUCGACAGACCACGAUUGACGAGAUGUACGCCAGGGAGAAGUUAGCCGAGUUCACAGACGUGUGGCUUCAGUGGAUCAAUGUGAAGAAGUUGCCAUUCAACGCCUUCCAUGGUCCGGAGAUCCAGAGGGUGCGGCAGGCAGCAGAGAGAGUGCCUCGCUCUAUCCAGUUCCGGUUUCCCUCCUACAGGGUUACAGCGGGCGCCGGUAUCGCUUCGCAGAGUGCGAAGGUGGCGACAAUGGUGAGGGAGGUGCGCGCCACUUUCGGGCGCAGCGGUGCCACUAUCCUUUCCGAUGGGAGGAAGUCGCGCAGCGGCAAGCCGCUCGUGAACUUCCUCGCCGGGGGCGACAAUGGCACCCUGCUGUACGCCACCGUCGCACGUGACGGGGAGUUUUGGCAGCGUGUCCAGUACGCCAUCCUAGUCAUGUCGCCCGUCCACCAGCUGCUGCGCAGGAUGGAUAGAGGUAGGAUGAUGAUGUCCGUCGUUUACGAGUGGAGUCAGCAUCUGCUGCACUUGAUGAGGAGGGUGGAUGUGCUGGAGGACAUGAUCCAGCCGUGUCUGCGUGAGGUUGCCAUCCGCAACCUCCACAUGCUAGAGCCCGCACAUGCCGCGACCCACCUCCUCAACCCUUGUCGACGGUCCCUCACGUACUACCAUUCGCUGCAGACGACGACCGACGACCGUCGUGUGGUCGAGGAGUGCGACAGAUUUCUCCUGGCGCAGACCGGCGGCGAUCCGAUCGGCUUAUUGUACAGGAGCGUGAGGAACCAGAUGAGGGCGUUCCACUCGAGGCGAGGGGAUUGGGGAGAUCGUAACCUCUCUGAUGCCGAGGCGGCCGAUUGCAAGGGGGACAGCGAGACGGAGCGAUGUGCAACGUGGUGGUUUGAGCAUGGACCGGAGAGGAACUGGGCGGAGCACGAGCGCCUCAGCACGGCGAGGCGCUGCAAGCUUGGGUUCGCCAAGCUUGCACAACUGGUUGAGAUUGCCACCAAUCUCAAACUGGCCUCGUGCGCACGGCAGGGUGGUGGCUACGUGUUGCCAUGGGUUAUGGGGAGCGGUCACGGGGGGACGGCGGCAGAGGAGGAGGAUGAGGAGGGAGAUGUGGAGCCCGAGGUGUGGGGAGCGCGACCUGAUGGCAGUGUUCUCGAGCAAGAGAUCCAACGGCAGAUUGUCGCUUUCCGUGACAGCGGACCGUCCAGAGCCCGUUCGGUUCGGGACUUGUUCGGCAGCAGAGCGACGGAGCUGCGACCGUGGCCGGAGGGUGGGGAGGAUGUGGACGCUGCUGCGGUAGACGACGACAUCGACGACGACUGGACUGACGAUGAUGACACGCCGCUGAGUCGCGACCCGACGGCUGAGCGAGUGUACUUCACUUACGGCGGGGGUCGUGACGGCAUGGAUUCAUUCACAUCAGUUAUCAUUGGUGAUGUGUCGUCGACCACGCAGGCGAGUGGCAGCAGCAGAGCCGACGGUAGUGGUGGAGGACGUUCGCAUUCGAAGGCUGCGGAGGGUGGGUCCGGACGUCCGAGCCUGCGUAUGGCAGGCCGCGUGCUUGGUUUGUCACGAGCGGAGACGAGGAGAUCAUUGGUCCUCGAGGCCCCAGGGACAUCCACGGACAGGCUGCGGGAAGAGCAGUUCACAUCGGGCGAUGAGGGGUUGUUGAUGCGUCCCGGGACGAGACGACAGCAUGACCUCUCGGAGGUUGAGGCUCGACUCGCUGCAAGGGUCGCUGCUGGGCAGGCAGCAUUGGACGCGAUUCAGAGGGAGACAGAGAGGGGGAUUGUUGCACAGGUGGAGGAGGACGAGGACGCAGACACUGAGUUAGAGCCGAUCGAGACUGCGGCCCGCAGACACAGGGCACACGUGGCCGCGGCGACCACUGCAGCAGAUGCGGCAUACGUCAGCGGGGCACGGGGCACAGGUGCCGGAGGGAGAGGAGGGCGUCGGGGAGGACCGCAUGGCCGCCCGUCCUCCGGGAGAGGCCGCGCGCGCUCUGGUGGGAGAUGACGACGUCCGUGGUGUUUUGUUUUUUUUUUUCAUUAGUUUUUCUUUGUUUUUCGUGUGGCUGUACAGCCUGGACGC